AUGAUGACAGUUUCAUAUUUUCAUCCUAUAGCCAUUUUAGACAGCCGUUAUACAAAGGAUGUAGAAUUAACUGAUAUUUACGCAUCUGUGAUUCAAAACAAAAGAGAAACAGUAUCAGUUGUUAAGGCCUUAUGUGAAGAUUUUCCACUGGAGAACCUGCAACAUCUGAAAAGAGUUAGGUCUUGUAAUGGCAAAGAUGGUCCUCUACAGGUGAUUGUUUGCCAUGACAGAGCAAACUCGAAUGUAGAAAAAGUUUUAUCAGAAGGAAAAUACAGCUGCUUAGGAAAACCAUUUCUGAUCAAAGUUCCUAGACUGAAACCACUGACAAGAAAGCAAUACGAAGAGUCAAAACUCUACUGGCCAGUAUCAUUUCAUGAGGAUAAAAAAGUGACAAAACUUUUAAACUUGUCCUAUUUUACAUCAGAUGAACUAAAUAAAAUGGGAAAACACAUACAGGAGGUGAUUCAACACAAGGAAAAUGGGAGGUCACUGAGUGCUUCACUGAUAGUUAAUCCCACAGAUGACAGAGUUCUUGCAAAGACUUGUGAUAGAAGACAUAUAGGUCACCCUUUGCAUCAUGAUGUUAUGUUGUGUAUUGACAAAAUUGCUCACAACCAAGGUGGAGGAAUGUGGAAUAUUGAAAAAGAUAUUGACACAGAAAGCAGUUCAGAUGACCAGUUCUCUACAACAAAACAGCAGGAUGAUAGCAGAGAAAUGUCAGAAAAUUCAUUAGGAAAAAUCAGUGAGGUGCAUAAUGUGCAGGCCAAGAGUGACAUGCAGUAUUUGUGUACUGGCUUUGACCUUUACACAACCACUGAACCAUGUGUUAUGUGUGCAAUGGCAUUAGUGCAUUCUAGAAUUGGAAGGGUGUUUUAUAUUCACUCUCAUGAGGAUGGAGGACUUGGUUCAAGAUUUCAGAUUCACACUGAAAAAGAUUUAAACCAUAACUUUGAAGUUUAUAAAUGUCAUUUACCUUUAAAAUAGA
Molecule: messenger RNA, 985 nt
Organism: Saccostrea echinata
Lineage: Eukaryota; Metazoa; Mollusca; Bivalvia; Ostreida; Ostreidae
Product: probable inactive tRNA-specific adenosine deaminase-like protein 3
Exons: 1
Coding region: 1-984 (327 amino acids)
Biological process (GO): tRNA wobble adenosine to inosine editing
Cellular component (GO): cytoplasm; nucleus
Molecular function (GO): tRNA-specific adenosine-34 deaminase activity
Source: RefSeq, a predicted model, not a curated record